AUGCCCUCCGCACGAUUGUUGACUUAUGCUCAAAGGGCGGAAAAUCAUCAUAAUCCCGCGGCGAAAGCCCUACUUGAGACAAUCGGACGAAAGAAGAGCAACCUAUGCGUCAGCGUAGAUGUCACAAAGCAGGCCGAUUUCCUCAGAAUCAUAGAUGUUGUGGGCCCUUAUAUUUGCCUCGUGAAGACCCAUGUCGAUGUGAUAGAGGAUUUCGAAUUUUCCAUGAUUGACCGUCUCAAAGAGCUGAGCGCAAAGCACGAUUUCCUUAUUUUUGAAGAUAGAAAAUUUGCGGACAUCGGAAACACUGUCGCUCUCCAAUAUUCUAGUGGGGUUUAUAAAAUUUCGAGUUGGUCGCAUAUCACCAACGCGCAUCCCAUCCCCGGCCCCGGGAUUAUCACGGGUCUUUCUUCUAUUGGAACACCUCUCGGACGAGGGCUGAUCCUCCUCGCAGAAAUGAGCAGCAAAGGCACCCUUGCGAGUGGCGCGUACACAUCGCAGGCGGUUCAGAUGGCCCGUGCCCACCGAGAUUUUGUGAUCGGCUUCAUCGCCAUGCGCCGAAUGGAUGGCGUUGGCGCAGAAGGCCUGGAUUCGACAGAUCUUGCCAAUGAGGAUUUCUUAAUUCUCACUCCUGGUGUGGGAUUGGAUGCCAAGGGCGAUAGUAUGGGCCAGCAGUAUCGAACUCCUCGGGAGGUCGUCUUGGAGAGUGGAUGCGAUGUGAUCAUUGUGGGCCGGGGUAUUUAUGGGAAAGGGAACGACGCGGAUAUACAGGCCCAAGCAGAAAGGUAUAGGAAGGAAGGCUGGGCGGCUUAUGAAGAGAGGAUCUCCGUUCAAGCUUCAUGA
Messenger RNA from Fibroporia radiculosa, 840 nucleotides. RefSeq lists its product as uncharacterized. Gene Ontology annotation, biological process: 'de novo' UMP biosynthetic process; 'de novo' pyrimidine nucleobase biosynthetic process. The transcript has 3 exons. Gene Ontology annotation, cellular component: cytosol. Lineage: Eukaryota; Fungi; Basidiomycota; Agaricomycetes; Polyporales; Fibroporiaceae. The record is from RefSeq and is a predicted model, not a curated record. Gene Ontology annotation, molecular function: orotidine-5'-phosphate decarboxylase activity. The coding region runs from base 1 to 840 and encodes 279 amino acids.